Messenger RNA from Phaethon lepturus (White-tailed tropicbird), 2708 nucleotides. RefSeq names its product CD163 molecule (gene CD163). Gene Ontology annotation, cellular component: membrane. The record is from RefSeq and is a predicted model, not a curated record. NCBI's taxonomy places the organism in Eukaryota, Metazoa, Chordata, Aves, Phaethontiformes, Phaethontidae. The transcript is spliced from 9 exons. The annotation marks the transcript as partial.
GUGCUGAUGAAUUGAGGCUGUCAAAUGGAACUGGCCCCUGCUCUGGGAGAGUGGAAGUAAAACAUGAGGAGCAGUGGGGAACUGUGUGUGAUGGUGACUGGACCAUACAAGAUGCUGAGGUUGUUUGUAAGCAACUACGAUGCGGAUCUGCUGUUCAAGCCCUUAAUCGAGCUCCUUUUGGAGAAGGAUCUGGACCAACGUGGUUGUAUCGAGUUGAUUGCCGUGGUGAUGAAUACACUCUCUGGAACUGCUCACAUACAGGAUGGGGUGCUUUUACCUGCCCUCAUUACUUUGACACUGGAGUGAUCUGCUCAGGUUUCUCUGGGCUGCAUCUGACUGGAGGGGACACUGCCUGCUCAGGACAUCUGAAAGUAAAGCAAGAAGAAACUUGGGUUACGGUCUGUUUUUCACAUAUUGAUUUCAAAACUGCCUCUGUUAUAUGUAAUGAGUUACAGUGUGGCCAAGCUGUGGAUAUCUUGAGAGGAACCCACUUUGGAGACAGACAUGAACCGAUCUGGCAAGAAGAGUUUCACUGUGUAGGGUAUGAGACUCACCUUGCACACUGUCCCAGAAUGCUGCACCAUAGUAAGACAUGCUCUCAUGAUGCCACUGUUGUAUGUUCAGGUGAGACUUUGGACUUGAUGGAUGUAAUUUGCAUGUGUCCUAUAUGUCUUCUUCCUGUCAACCCACAACCUUUGUAUAUUUCUGUGGUCCUCAGAGUUCUUGGGUGCUUCCCCUAUCACGCCUUGAGCCAUCCAGGGAAGGCUAGGAAUGCUGAGAAUUCCUUCCAUGCCUUUCUCGUAUACAUGAAAGGCUAUGGUGGGUACAGGCUGGCAAAUGGCAGUACCACAUGUUCAGGGAGAGUAGAGCUUCUUCAUGGAGGCACAUGGGGAACCCUGUGUGACUACCUGUGGGAUUUAUCAGCUGCCAAUGCCCUCUGCCAGCAGCUGGACUGUGGAGUUGCCCUACUGAUACCAGGUGGACAGUCCCUCGAGAAAGGAAAUGGAUCUAUCUGGAAUGGCACAUUCAGCUGCAAGAAGAAUGGCUCACGCCUGAGAGACUGUCCUGUGAGUAUGCUAGGUCAUGAUGAAUGCCCUGCUGGAAAAGACGCUCGUGUGGUAUGUUCAGGGUGCCCAGGGGGCAGGCUGGUGAAUGGCACCACAUGCUCUGGCAGAGUGGAGAUCCAACAUGGAGACACAUGGGGAAGACUCUGCCGCUCCCACUGGAAUUUGCAAGCUGCCAGUGUUCUCUGUCACCAGCUGAACUGUGGCUAUGCAAAAUCAAUCCAGACAGGAGACCAUUUUGUGGAUGGGAAUGGGCCAGUAUGGAGAGAUGCUUUUCACUGUGAAGGGACAGAAUCCUGCCUGUGGGAUUGUGUUCAAGUGACUUUGGGAAAUCCAACCUGUUCAGCCAGAGAAGCAGCCACUGUUAUUUGCUCAGGUCUUGCUGAAUCACUCAGACUCUCAGGUGGUGAGAGCCGCUGUGAUGGGCGAGUUGAGAUCUCUCUCCAUGGCAUGUGGAGCAGAGUCCUGGAUGAUGACUGGGACAUUAAGGAUGGUCAUGUGGUAUGCAGACAGCUCCAGUGUGGAAUUGCUGAGAAAGCCUAUUACCUUCCAAGGUCUGAGCGAGGCAUGGGUCUUGUGGGCUUAAGAAGUGUCCAGUGUGCUGGAAAUGAGACUCAGCUGAUGCUCUGUAAGACCUCCCAUUCUCAGAGAGUGCCAACAGGAGUUGCUGAAGAUGUUGGUGUGAUUUGCUCAGGUAGCAGACAGAUCAGGCUGGUGAAUGGAACAAAGCGCUGUGCUGGGAGAGUUGAGCUUUAUCAUGGUGGCAUCUGGGGCACCAUCUGUGAUGAUAACUGGGAUCUAUCAGAUGCUAAUGUAGUUUGCAAGCAGCUGGGAUGUGGACAUGCCAUCAAGGCAUUUGUCUCUGCUCAUUAUGGCGAAGGCUCAGGACAGAUCUGGCUGGAUGAUGUGAACUGCACUGGGGCUGAAUCUGAUCUCUGGGCAUGUCCCUCUAGGGCAUGGGGCCAGCACAACUGCCAACACAAAGAGGAUGCUGGAGUCCUGUGCUCAGAGUUCCUGGCUCUGAGGCUCGUGAAUGGCAAUGACUGUGCUGGGAGGCUAGAAGUUUUCUACAAUGGGACAUGGGGAAGCAUUUGCUCCAAUCAUAUGUCUCAACUUACUGCAAUAACGGUGUGCAAACACCUGAACUGUGGAGAUGUUGGGGAAAUCGCAAGAGACUUCAAAUAUGGCAGAGGUUCUGGGCCCACAUGGCUGGACCACAUUGAGUGCACUGAGCAACAUAGCUCUCUCUGGCAAUGUCAGUCAGACCCCUGGGAUCCUCAGUCAUGUGAUAACCGAGCAGAAGAGACCCACAUUUCUUGCACUGACAGGGAGAAGUUACGAGUCAUAGGAGCAGAGGAUGGAUGUUCAGGCAGAGUGGAGAUUUGGCACCAAGGUUCAUGGGGAACAGUCUGUGAUGAUUCCUGGGAUGUGGCAGAUGCUAACGUUGUAUGCAGGCAGCUGGGCUGUGGAUCUGCUCUGUCUGCUCUGAGUGAAGCUGCCUUUGGGGAAGGGACUGGUCCCAUCUGGUUGCAGAAGGUGCACUGUAAAGGAACAGAGCUGUCUCUUUGGGACUGUCCUGCUAAGCCCUUGUUCGGCAAAAAUUGUGAUCAUAAGGAAGACGCUGCUGUGGCUUGCUCUGGUUAG